AUGGGUCCUUCCCUUUGCCGUCCAAGCUCCCAACAUCCCAAGCCAAGAGAUAACCAUUGCUCCUGCCUCCUGUCCAGUCCUGGAAUGGACAAAGCUUGCAACAGGGCUCUGCGCCGUGAGGCCGCCUGCGUUUGGCAAGAAGAAGAUCACCCUGAUGCUGCUUCUUGUAUGACCUCGGGAGCGUCCAGCGGGUCGUCGUUGUGCUCAUUGGCGUCGAAUCUGGGCGAUGAGUCGAGUUACUCCCCUCCUGAUGAUCAUUCUUCAGGGUCAUCUUCAGCAUCGUCGAGCACCUUGCAGCUGGACUCCGAGGCCGAGGGACCUCUCUACGAGCUGUCUUCGCUGCUAGCCCAGCUUCCUGCCAGGACAGGGCUGUCCAAGUACUACCAAGGGAAGUCCCAAUCAUUCACAUCGAUAUCUUAUGCUACAUGUCUUCAAGACCUUGGAAAGGAAGUUACCUACAGCAAGAGGAUGAAGACAUGCAAGAGCUAUACAUCAGGAUUAGGCAUGAAGCAGCGGUCAAAUCACUUACCAAGGACAUGCAACAAGAUGAUAACAAAGAGGUCCUCAAAAGGUUCAUUUGCUUGUCAAAUGUCCAGAGCAAGCAGCACCAACCUCUUGUACAGCAGUGCCAAUUUACCUGCACACCAGAACAAGGAAGAUGUACAAAUGCAUAUGAACCCUUAACUAUAUACAACUAGAAUGCCAGGACUCCACUUCCAAUGAACAUACAGCACUUACUGUACAUUUUCACAUGGAAAUUCAAACUAAUUUUUCCUUC
Messenger RNA from Hordeum vulgare subsp. vulgare (domesticated barley), 778 nucleotides. RefSeq lists its product as uncharacterized. The record is from RefSeq and is a predicted model, not a curated record. The coding region runs from base 1 to 684 and encodes 227 amino acids. Lineage: Eukaryota; Viridiplantae; Streptophyta; Magnoliopsida; Poales; Poaceae. The transcript is spliced from 2 exons.